Molecule: messenger RNA, 2852 nt
Organism: Ceratitis capitata (Mediterranean fruit fly)
Lineage: Eukaryota; Metazoa; Arthropoda; Insecta; Diptera; Tephritidae
Product: lamin Dm0
Exons: 4
Coding region: 157-2019 (620 amino acids)
Source: RefSeq, a predicted model, not a curated record
ACUUCUAACUGACAGUUCAGUAGAAAGCAGCAUAACCUCCAACAACGAAGUGAAUUUUUCUAACGAAUUAAGUGCGUCUGCUUGUGUGUAAAUUUUUCUAAUAAAACUCUUAAUUAAUUGUGUUUAAUAUUGCAGGUCGUAAAAGAGCAAUAAAAAAUGGCUACAAAAUCAAAACGCGCCGGAACAGCCACGCCCCAACCACAGCCCGGUGGCACAUCAACGCCAUUGAAUGUAGGUGCUAAUCGCUCUGCUAGUCCAUUGAGUCCGACUAGGCAUUCGCGUCUACAAGAAAAGGCUGAAUUGCAAAAUUUGAAUGAUCGUUUGGCCUGCUAUAUUGAUCGUGUUCGUAAUUUAGAAACUGAAAAUGCACGCUUAUCCAUUGAAGUGCAGACAACGCGUGAUACUGUCACCCGUGAAGCUACCAACAUAAAGUCGAUGUACGAAAAUGAAUUGAGCGAUGCGAGACGUUUAUUGGAUGAAACUGCCCGUGAAAAGGCCAAAUUGGAAAUAGACACAAAACGUUUAUGGGAUGAGAAUGAAGAGUUAAAGGCGAAGUUGGACAAGAAAACUAAAGACUGCUCAUUCGCUGAAGGAAAUGCCCGUAUGUAUGAAUCGCGUGCUUCUGAUUUAAGCAAUAAGUACAAUGCCGCUAAUGCCGAUCGCAAAAAGGCUGUGGAUGAGCUAAAUGAGGCACUAAAGGAGAUAGAACGCUUACGCAAACAAUUAGAGGAAGCGCGUAAGCUUUUAGAAGAUGAGACCUUAGCACGCGUCGAUUUGGAGAAUAAUAUCCAAAGCUUGCGUGAGGAGUUAACAUUUAAAGAUCAGAUACACGUACAAGAAAUGAAUGAGACUCGUUCACGUCGUCAAGUGGAAAUCAGUGAAAUCGAUGGCCGUUUGGUAGAACAGUACGAAGCAAAGUUACAACAAUCGCUGCAAGAAUUACGCGAUCAAUAUGAGGCACAAAUGCGCGCCAAUCGCGAUGAGAUUGAAUUGUUGUAUGAACAAAAGAUGAAGAACUUACAAUCGGCCGCCAAUCGCAAUUCAAAUGCCGCUGCAGGUGCUAUUGAAGAGCUGCGUACUACACGCACACGCAUCGAUGCACUUAAUUCACGCAUCGGUGAACUGGAGUCGACCAACGCUGCGCUGACUGCACGCAUUCGCGAGUUAGAGCAAUUACUUGACCGCGAACGUGCACGUCACAAUGCGGACAUCGCCAAUUUGGAAGCGGAAUUGCAACGCUUGCGCGAUGAAAUGGCGCAACAAUUGCAAGAAUACCAAGAUUUAAUGGAUAUCAAGGUUUCGCUUGACUUGGAAAUUGCAGCCUACGAUAAGUUGCUUUGUGGGGAAGAGUCACGACUAAACAUUACACCACACUCUUCUACGGCGGCAUCUGGUUCGUUUAGUCAAAGUUUACGCGGCACACGGGCUACACCCUUACGUAAGACGCCAUCUCGCGGCGCUUCAACAGCGCCGCUUAAACGGAAACGCACCGUCAUCGACGAAUCAGAAGAUCUGAGUCAGUCAGAAUAUUUCGUAACUGGCAGUGCUAAAGGCGAUAUUGAAAUUUCCGAAGUAGAUUCCGAGGGUAAAUUCGUGAAAUUGCACAAUAAGGGCAAUAAAGAAGUGCAAAUCGGCGGUUGGCAAUUGAUACGUACAGCUGGUGGUAAUGAAACUAGUUUCAAAUUCCAUCGUACCGUUAAAAUUGAUGCCGGUGGCGUGGUAACUGUUUGGUCUUCCGAUGCUGGAGUAACACAUGAGCCACCAACGAAUAUUGUGAUGAAGACACAAAAAUGGUUUAUUGGCGAUAAUAUGAAGACAUCACUGUUCAAUGGCGAUGGAGAGGAAGUAGCUGGCUCAGAACGUGUAAAACGCACAAUUGUAACGCAUUCCUCGCGUCAUCGCUCAUACGGCGGCAGUCGUUUGGGUGGUGUGUCUACAGUGGAUGGUGCUGGUAAUGAGGAACUCUAUCAUCAACAAGGUGACCCACAGCAAGGCGAUGAGAAGUGUCGUCUUAUGUAAGAAAUGGAACGUAAAACUAAUUCUUAAACUUUAGAAUUAUGCAAACGAUUUACUACUAUAAUAAUUUUAAUAUUCCUAAAUUGUAAUUUCAACAAAUUUAAUGAGUAAAAUACUUUUUUUUUUGUUUUAAGAAAGAGCGCAGACAAACAAAUGUUAAACAAUAAUAAUAAUCAUAACAAAAACAUCAACCGUCUAACCAUAUCAUACUCCUUCAGCAUAAUAAGAACUCCUUAGCAACCGUUGUUUUGUCGUUUUGCAUACAUACCGCAAGCAACGCAAGUCGCAAAUUAAUUUCGUUUUUUCUUCUGUCAUUUGCAAUUGUUUUAAAUUCAUAACUGUUGUGCCGCUAAAUUUUCAUUUUUUCUUAAAAAAAAACGAAUAUACGCACAUUUAUGGUUUAGCUAUCGCCACCAUAGAACUUAGUUUAAUUGAGCUAAUUAUAAAAAAAAAUAUGUUCGAUUAUUAAGUGGUAUUCAUAUUUAAAGGCUCAACUACAACAAAAAAUGAAGCAAAAUAUAUGUACAACAACUGCAACGUAACAACAGACAUAUGUCGAUCAGAGCGGCGCGAAAAAAAAAUGUUUUAGCAUAUCAAAUGUGUAUUUGUUAUCUUGAAUAAGUAUAUGUGCGAACGAUCAUGGUUAGCUUUGGAAUGACUCAUAAAAUUAACAAAUAAUAUAAGGAAAGCUUUUAAGCUUCCCAGCCAUAAUUACCAGUAUAUAUAUUUAGUUAUUUCUUCUUGCUUAAAAACAUGUACAAAUUUAUGGUUCCAGUUUCACGAAAAUUGGAACUACAAUAGCGGUACAAAUAAAAAUAGACACAACAAACAAAAAC